Molecule: messenger RNA, 2991 nt
Organism: Balaenoptera acutorostrata (minke whale)
Lineage: Eukaryota; Metazoa; Chordata; Mammalia; Artiodactyla; Balaenopteridae
Gene: CCNI
Product: cyclin I
Exons: 8
Coding region: 729-1862 (377 amino acids)
Biological process (GO): mitotic cell cycle phase transition; regulation of cyclin-dependent protein serine/threonine kinase activity
Cellular component (GO): nucleus; cytoplasm; cyclin-dependent protein kinase holoenzyme complex
Molecular function (GO): cyclin-dependent protein serine/threonine kinase regulator activity
Source: RefSeq, a predicted model, not a curated record
UCUUUCUCCCUUCCCCUCCCUCCCCAGCCUUCCCCGCGAGCGGACGCGGCAGCGCCUCUGUCUCGUUUUUUCUUAUUUUUUUCCCCCCCUUUCCCCUUCCUUUUUUUUUCCUUUUCCCCCUUUCCCCCCCUUUCACCAUUUCCCCUCGGAGGCGCUUCCCCCGGGCAGGGGCAGAGCCGGUCUCACCCCCCGCCUCUCCCCGGCCCCCGCCGCCCUAUGGCGAGCGGGAACCCCCUCCCCACCCGGGCACAAGCGGCUGCGGUUGGAGGAGCGGGACCGGCAGCGGCCUCAGGUCCGGGGGCGUCAUGGAACUAAUUCGCUGACCGACCCACAGGCCGCAGCCGUGCGUCCCGCUCGAGCGCCCGCGCCCUCCGGCCCGGUUCCCCCUCUUCUCCCUCCUCAGUCGGCCCCGUCCUCGUCCCGCGCGCCCCGUCGCCGCGCGCUGAGGAAAAUGAGGUGGUAACGGGCCCCCGGAUGACCCCUCGUCACCACUGUGAGGCCUACAGCUCUGCCGGGCAGGAGGAGGAGGAGGAGGAAGAGGAGGAGAAGGGUCCGCGAGCCUGUGCGGUACACAAAGAAGGGGACACACCCCCGCCCCUAGACCUCGACGCCUCCGCGGGACCCGCGGGAACAUCAUUCACAUUGCAGAGCGGGCGGGGGUGGGGGAGGAGGACGGAUGAAUGGGGUAGCUACAUCAAGCUGGGUGGCAGGCAGAUCCAAAGGAUAUCAUGAAGUUUCCAGCGCCUUUGGAAAACCAGAGAUUGUCUUUCCUGCUGGAAAAGGCAAUCUCCAGGGAAGCCCAGAUGUGGAGAGUGAAUGUGCUGAAAAUGCCUACAAAUCAGAAUGUUUCUCCAUCCCAGAGAGAUGAAGUGAUUCAGUGGCUGGCCAAACUCAAGUACCAAUUCAACCUUUACCCAGAAACAUUUGCUCUGGCUAGCAGUCUUUUGGACAGGUUCUUAGCUACUGUAAAGGCCCACCCAAAAUACCUGAGUUGUAUUGCAAUCAGCUGCUUUUUCCUAGCUGCCAAGACUGUUGAGGAAGACGAGAGAAUACCAGUACUGAAGGUGUUGGCAAGAGAUAGUUUCUGUGGAUGUUCUUCGUCUGAAAUUCUGAGGAUGGAGAGAAUUAUUCUGGAUAAGUUGAAUUGGGAUCUUCACACAGCCACACCAUUGGAUUUUCUUCACAUUUUCCAUGCCAUUGCAGUGUCAACUAGGCCUCAGUUACUUUUUAGUUUGCCCAAACUGAGCCCAUCUCAACAUUUGGCAGUCCUUACCAAGCAAUUACUUCACUGUAUGGCCUGCAGCCAACUUCUGCAAUUCAAAGGAUCCAUGCUUGCCCUGGCCAUGGUUAGUUUGGAAAUGGAGAAACUCAUUCCUGAUUGGCUUCCUCUUACAAUUGAACUGCUUCAGAAAGCACAGAUGGAGAGCUCCCCGCUGAUCCACUGCCGGGAGCUUGUGGCACGCCACCUUUCUACUCUGCAGUCUUCCCUGCCUCUAAAUCCCGUUUAUGUCUACCGUCCCCUCAAGCACACCCUGGUGACCUGUGACCAAGGAGUGUUCAGAGUACAACCCUCCUCUGCCCCAGGCCCAGAUUUCUCCAAGGACAACAGCAAACCAGAAGUGCCAGUCAGAGGUACAGCAGCCUUCUGCCAUCAUCUCCCAGCUGCCAAUGGGUGCAAGCAUACCUCUGCUAAACGCAAAGUAGAGGAAAUGGAAGUGGACGACUUCUAUGAUGGGAUCAAACGGCUCUAUAAUGAAGAUAAUGCUUCAGAAAAUGUGGGUUCUGUGUGUGGCACUGAUUUAUCAAGGCAAGAGGGACAUACUUCCCCUUGUCCACCUUUGCAGCCUGUUUCUGUCAUGUAGCUCCAGGUGUUACCUUCAAGUGCAAACUAAGGUAGACUACUGUGGGAAUGGGAACAUGGAAAACAGGAUAGGCUGUAUAAAGGUAUAUACCUUAUCAGGCUGAUUCGAAAUAAGCCAGAAAAAAAACCCUGUUGACUUGUAUGGCUAAUUAUAAUUCAACAUUAUUUAAGCACUUAAAGACCAAAAACAGUGUAAAAUUCAAGAUCAAAAAAUUUUUAAGUAAAAAAUUUCUUUGUAGUGUUUGUCAUUUCCACCCUUUUCUCUGCUAAAAUGUAAUGUAGAUUAAUUACCCUGUGUCAGAAAUUCACGUUCAGUGUUUUUUUUUUAAAGUUCCAAAAUUCGUAGCUAGCAAACCUUGUCCCAGAAUCCUGAUUUAAUUUUCCUCUUGCUUUUGCUUGCUGCUUCUUUGAAUACUAAAUGAAUUUUAUGCAUGUUGAUCUAUAGCCUGACUUCCACUGAUGAGGAAACCCUGAAAAUUUAUUUUUAGCAAUUUAGUGAACAAAUUAUUUCAGUGACAGCCAUGUUUAAUCAAUAAUUCAAAUUCAACUUAAUCUGAAAAAGGUACUUCAGAAUUGCCUAUGAAUCAGAGUUGGUAACAGAAAAAGAACUCCCAUUACCAUGUUGAUUUUUGUUUGUCUCCUUUCAAUUUCUAGAGUUUGGAAACAAAAUUAAUAUUUUCAUUUUUAUCUUAAAUUGAAGCUUAAAAGUGGCAUGUGAUUAGGACACUCUUAAGAUUUGUUGGAAGCAUUUUUGACAUUUGUAAAAUAGAAUUUGUGAUAAAGUUAAUAUAUCCAGGUGCUCACCAAAGAAACAUGUAACAACUAAAAUUAGAUUUUAAAAAAACUGUUCAGUUCACUCGUUUAUAAUCAGUAGGAGAGACUGUCUAGAUGUUGGGGCAGCUCUAUGAUUUGGGUCUGUAACAUGUAAUAACUGAAUUCAGUACCCUAGUUUUAUGUUAAGCUAUUAGGAUUUUCUUGAUAAAAGUUAAUCCCCUUGCCUCCCCAGCCUACCUGUAUUUCUCUUCAUGACUUCUGGGUCCUGAGCUCCCUGUGCAGCCUGAAGAAGGUACUGCAGUCAGAACCAUGUACUGAUGAUAAAAGCCUCUGGUAGCAAUAAAAGUUGUCCUUAA